Colossoma macropomum (tambaqui) is the source of this 2335-nucleotide messenger RNA. It is a transcript of the gene e2f2, whose product is annotated as E2F transcription factor 2. Gene Ontology annotation, biological process: regulation of transcription by RNA polymerase II. Lineage: Eukaryota; Metazoa; Chordata; Actinopteri; Characiformes; Serrasalmidae. The transcript is spliced from 7 exons. Gene Ontology annotation, molecular function: RNA polymerase II cis-regulatory region sequence-specific DNA binding; DNA-binding transcription factor activity, RNA polymerase II-specific; protein dimerization activity. Gene Ontology annotation, cellular component: RNA polymerase II transcription regulator complex. The record is from RefSeq and is a predicted model, not a curated record. The coding region runs from base 7 to 1152 and encodes 381 amino acids.
AGGAGAAUGCUCGGAAAUAUUAACCCCUUACACUGUUACCGAGAUAACUACUCUCACAUCCACACGAAACAGUAUGGGACAAUAGAGGCUAAGCGGAGGUUGGAUUUGGAGGAUCCUCUGUAUCUGCAGGGAUUCAGAACACCCAAAAGCAAAGCCAACACAGCCAGACUCUCCAGCCCAAACACGCCGAAAUCUCCGGGUGAGCGGACGCGGUACGACACCUCCCUCGGCCUGCUGACCAAAAAGUUUGUGGGUUUGCUGAGCGAGUCGGCCGAUGGCGUUCUGGACCUGAACUGGGCCACCGAGGUCCUGGAGGUCCAGAAGAGGCGAAUCUACGACAUCACCAACGUGCUGGAGGGGGUCAAACUCAUCCGCAAAAAAUCCAAAAACAACAUCCAGUGGCUGGUGAGUGGCGUGUUUGAGGGCUCACCGGCCGGUUCGGAGCGGACGAGUGCUCUACGGAGAGAACUGGCCGAGUUGGAGAGGAAAGAGAAAGUUUUGGACGAGCUCAUCCAGUCCAGCAACAGUCAGCUCCGAGAACUCACCGAAAACAAGGACAACCAGAGGUUUGGCUAUGUGACAUAUCAGGACAUUCGCUCUAUAGCGAGUCUGCAGGACCAGACAGUCAUUGCUGUCAAAGCUCCUUCGGGGACCAAACUAGAGCUGCCAGAAGCAACUGAGCAUGGCACUAUGCAGAUUUACCUGAAGAGCAGGAACGGAGCUAUUGAGGUGUACCUGUGUCCAGAGGAGGGUCUGGAAGACUUCAGCCCGGUGAAGGCUGCCAGAAAGGACUUUACUAAUGGGGUCACACAUACGACCCACAGCAACACUCCACAUCACACCCCCAACACACCGUACACCCCUAAACAGCAGCACGGCACUGAAGCCAUUCACGCUAAAGCCCAGCCCUCGACAGACGGCAGCAGCACUGGCGCCACCCUGCUGGAUGUGGAGGGAAUUUUGGGUCUCCCUCCCAGCCUCCUCCAAAUUACUGAAGAUCAGCUGCCCGGCACGGCCUUCACCCCUGACCCCUCAUUUGUCAGUUUCUCACCCCCCCUCAACCACGACGACUACCUCUGGGGGCUGGAUGACGGAGAGGGUGUUUCGGACUUUUUCGACACCUACGAUCUGGGAGAUCUGUUGAAAAGUUGAGCCAAAGGACCCGAUGGAGUUGUCCUUCCCUGAAUUUGUGUGAACGGCAGCUGAAAAUACCCCACUUGAAAAUGUAAUAUAUUCAAAAUAUAUUCAAAUGAUGGAAUACAUUGACAGUAUGUUGGAACAUGUUCCAUUUUCCCUAUGGAACGAACUGGAUGGGCAUCUUUUUAAUCUUUUUGAAUCACUUCUGGAUUCUGGACAGCAAGUGAAGACCCAAAAUGUCUCACGUUAGCUUUUCAGCUUUUAGAUUUCCAGAUUCAAACCCUGAAAUAGUCCAUGAAAUACUCUGAACUCAGAAUUGAUAUCAGUUCUGAAGCUCAAACAUGAUUGGUUUAGCUUAUUUUAGUAUUUAGCUUUUAGAUACAAGGUUAAAAUCUUGACACAGCAGAUGAAAUUCUCUUAUCUCAGGGCUGAUCUCGAUCCUAUAGCUGAAACAUGAUUAGAUUGACUGGACAGGAGCCUCAAGAUUCAGUUCCAGAAUUGUGUCCAAGUUCUUUGUAGCAUGUUUUUUCAGGUUUAAACCUUGAAAAAGUGAUGAGAAUACUCUGAACUCAGGAUUGAUAUCAGUUCUGAAACUCAAACAUGAUUAGUUCUAAGGGUUCUGAGCAGAAACCUCUAGAAUCAGAUCCAGAAUUGAGCAAUAUUUUAGCAUUUAGCCUGUAGAUUCAAGGCUACAAUCUUGAAAUAGCAGAUGAAAUUCUCUUAUCUCCAGACUAAUCUCGAUCCUGUAGCUCAUACAUGAUUUUUUUUACGUUUCAGGUUUAAACCCUGAAAUAGUCAAUGAAAUACUCUGAACUCAGGAUUGAUAUCAGUUCUGAAGCUUUGAGGUUUCUGGGCAGGAACCUCCAGAAUCAAAUCCAGAAUUUAGCUUAUUUUAAGCUAUAUUGAAAUAGCAGGUGAAAUUUUCAUAUCUUAGGACUGAUCCGAUCCUGAACCUCAAAUAUGAUAUUUGACAGGACGGGAGCCUCUAGAUUCAGAUCUAGAAGUUUCUUUUAGCAUGUUUUUUUAAACCCUGAAAUAGUGAGCAAAAUACUCCAAUCUCAGGCUUUAACUUGAUCCUGAAGCUCAAACAUGAUCAGUUUUGAGGGAUUCAGGGAGGUUGGGUUGGAACAUCUAGAAUCAAACCCAAAAUUUAGCUACUUUUAGCUUUUAGAUACCAGGUUUAAAUCCAGUGAAAUGA